Molecule: messenger RNA, 2367 nt
Organism: Sphaerodactylus townsendi
Lineage: Eukaryota; Metazoa; Chordata; Lepidosauria; Squamata; Sphaerodactylidae
Gene: KLHDC10
Product: kelch domain containing 10
Exons: 9
Coding region: 19-1209 (396 amino acids)
Biological process (GO): positive regulation of stress-activated MAPK cascade
Molecular function (GO): protein binding
Source: RefSeq, a predicted model, not a curated record
AGGAAGGAGCUCGCGAAGAUGUCGGCGGACGACGGCGAGGCCUGGGACGGAAACCGGCCGCGCGGGAAGGGCAGCGGAGACGGCGGGGUGCUCAACCGCUUCGUCAGGCUCCCGCCGAAGCCGGGAGGGGGCGGCCUCCGAGUCCCGCCGGCCAGGAGCGGCCACCGCUGCGUAGCCAACAACUCCAACUUGUAUGUGUUCGGAGGGUACAAUCCAAACUACAAGGAGUCCGGAGGGCCGGAGAAUGAAGACUACCCGCUCUUCAGGGAACUCUGGCGGUACAACUUCGCCACAGGCACCUGGCAUCAGAUGGGCACCGAGGGCUACAUACCGAGGGAGCUGGCGUCCAUGUCCCUUGCGUUGCAUGGGAACAACCUCUUGGUGUUCGGCGGCACCGGGAUCCCUUUCGGCCAGUGCAACGGCAACGACGUCCACGUGUGUAAUGUGAAAUACAAGCGCUGGGCCCUGUUCAACUGCCGAGGGAAGAAGCCGAAUCGCAUCUACGGGCAGGCAAUGACCAUCAUCAACGGCUCUCUGUACGUGUUCGGAGGGACGACCGGCCACAUCUACAGCACAGACCUGCACAAGCUGGACCUGAACGCCCGAGAAUGGACCCAGCUGAAGCCCAACAACAUGCACUGUGACAUGCCGAAGGAGAGAUACAGGCACGAGAUUGCCCACGACGGGCAGAGGAUUUACAUCUUGGGAGGGGGCACUUCUUGGACAGCGUACUCCUUGGACAAGAUCCACGCGUACAACCUCGAAACAAACUCCUGGGAGGAGAUCGCAACGAAGCCUCACAAGAAAAAAGAAUUCCCUGCUGCCAGAAGAUGCCACAGCUGUGUGCAGAUAAAAACCGACGUCUUUGUGUGUGGAGGAUACAACGGAGAAGUGAUCCUCGGAGAUGUCUGGAAGUUGAACCUGCAAACCUUCCAGUGGGUGAAACUCCCGGUCAUUAUGCCUGAGCCGGUUUACUUCCACUGUGCUGCCGUGACUCCGGCUGGCUGCAUGUACGUCCACGGCGGUGUGGUGGACAUCCUUCAAAACCGACGAACUGGGUCUCUUUUUAAGAUGUGGCUGGUAGUGCCCAGCCUGUUGGAAUUGUCCUGGGAGAAGCUCCUCGAAUUCUACUCUCACUUAGCAAACCUUCCCAGAGCGCAGCUUUUGCAUCUCGGCCUCACAGAGGGACUCAUCGACCGGUUGAAAUGAGAACUGCCUGCGCCCGAAACACUUAAUUUAAGAGCGGCUCCACCACCCUCUUCCCCCCUCCCCUUUUCUCUCUCUCUCUCUCUCUCUCUAUUUAUAAGUAGCGCAGAGGAUGCUGCUAAGGAGAUCGAAGGCCUCGCUCCGUAGCCUCGCUCGGCAAAAGGCAUCAAAUGCUGUCCCUGUGAAUUCUUAAGUUUACGGGAAGUUGGCUUUUUUAAAAAAACAAAAACCCGUAAACAAAACUUACAGAUACCUAAAAAUACAUCACGAGCUAAAGAUGCUGUCUUUGAACUAACUCCCACCGCUUUGGCCGCAUGCUUGUAGUUUUAAGUUAGGGAGAAGGGUGGAUGCCGGAGCCAGCCUUCGUCCUCUUAGCUGUCGUUUCGUAAGGUGCGCGCGUAACGCCAUCGACCUUGCCGACGCGUAGUGGUUCCCGCGGUUCCGCCUCCACACGCUGGAAUCCAUCCCGCCCGACGGCGGCACCUCGGCGGACGCGUUUGCCAAUCGGAAGAGAGCCGCAGCCCACUCCUCGCGGGGCAGAAAGGCAGCGAGGGAGUCGCCGAGUCUUACAGUUCCUGCUUGUGUCUGCCAUCAGAGGACUUUACUGGAACAAAACAAUCAUAUAAUGUGAAUGCCGCCUUUCCCCCCCCCCCCCUUUUCGGCUUUUGCAAGCUGUCUGCUCGAGGGGACUUGAAAUCUCACGCUUUGCGAGCAGGCCAUCCACCCCCCCAACCCCACCCCCCCCGGUGAAAAAGCUUAAUUACAAAUUGUUUGUUCUUUCCCAGGAAGUAACUUGCUAGUGGGGGUGCUUUCCACUGGCCGUGGGAGGGGGACGGGGGGUGGGGGUGGAAUUCUGCCACCACUUCUUCUAGUGGAAUGGCUCUGCCGUAGCCCUGUCGCAGGCGGAGCGGAGCGUGGCCCAGACGGCUUGCCUUUUUCUUUUGCUGUGAGCAGUCAUUUGCCUUUUUUCUCAAGUGCUAGACAAGAAACCGUGUCCGUGUCUUAACUGUUGUGUUCCAAACGGCUCUGGAAAUAAGUUCUGUGGAAUGUAUCGACAACCAACCAACCAACCGAGCCUCGUCCACUUGCCAGAGAAAAACGGGGGCUCGAGUCUGCGUGUUUUGUUUUAUUUUUUAUUAUUGUACAUGAAGUUCUACCUUU